Lampris incognitus (smalleye Pacific opah) is the source of this 1059-nucleotide messenger RNA. Its product is annotated as cellular retinoic acid-binding protein 1. Bases 67 to 480 code for a protein of 137 amino acids. The record is from RefSeq and is a predicted model, not a curated record. Gene Ontology annotation, biological process: fatty acid transport. Lineage: Eukaryota; Metazoa; Chordata; Actinopteri; Lampriformes; Lampridae. The transcript has 4 exons. Gene Ontology annotation, cellular component: cytosol; nucleus. Gene Ontology annotation, molecular function: fatty acid binding.
AGAAGCACUUGAGGAGGCGAAGGCUGGUGCAGGGAGUCAGACGCACGCUCAUCAACCCACAAGAAAAUGCCCAAUUUUGCAGGCACUUGGAAAAUGAAAAGCAGCGAGAACUUCGACGAAUUGCUGAGAGCCCUUGGAGUGAAUGCCAUGCUUAGGAAAGUGGCAGUGGCGGCUGCGUCCAAACCCCAUGUGGAGAUCAAGCAGAACGGUGAGCAAUUCUACAUCAAGACUGCCACCACCGUCCGCACCACUGAGAUCAGCUUCCUCAUUGGCCAGGAGUUCAACGAGGAGACAGUGGACGGCAGAAAGUGUAAGAGUUUGGCAACGUGGGAAACAGAAAACAAGAUGUUCUGCAGACAAACCCUUCUGAAUGGGAGCGGCCCGAAGACUUUCUGGAGCCGAGAACUCCGAGGGGAUGAACUCAUUCUGAUGUUUGGAGCCGACGAUGUCGUGUGUACACGGAUCUACACACGGGCAUAGUGGAACUUCUACAUCUCACAGCCGCCAGCGUCCUUCAACAACAUCCCAGUUAAACCUUCAGAAACAUCCGGGUGAAACCUGACAGUCGGUGCUGAGAGAUUUCAGGAAACAACCUGCUAUUCACAAGUCAAUAACAGCGGUCCAGAAAUCAUAAUUUGUCCAGAUAUCAUACCUUUCCUGUUUGUAUUUAAUUUUAUUAGCUUUGGAAAAUGAACUCUAAGAAGUGUGGUUUGUUUAAUUAUUACAAUAUAUGGCAUAAAAACAUGACAGGGUUGCAGUCCAUUCAAAGGAUCUUUUAAUGCCAAACACCAUACUAUACUCGUGUACAACAUCAUAAAAGUCAAAAAAACACAUGGCAAAGAGUAGAGACACAAUAAAUUGGGUAGAAACACAGUCUUUAUGUACAAUCUAGCUCCCCGGUUGUUCAUGUAGUAUUCAGUAUUAAACACGGUCAAUAAAAAAAUAAAAACCCAAGUUAUAAACUGCUCCGAGAUUGUCUGUAGCUGUUUGAAUUACUGACAGUUGCCUUUAUGGACCUCCUUGAAAAGGUUGCAGGGUAUUUUUUUUCCUUUUAAGUUG